AUGCAGUCGCUGGCCGUCGUAUUGAUCUGCGCGCUCGGAGCAAAGGCAGAGAUCCCGACCUGGGACGCCUCGUGCGUGGGCUGUCCGCUGAAAUCGCUCGCGGACCACAAGGUCGAGUCGGCGGACGGCUUCCUCGCGACGACGCUGACCGUCGACGUGAUCACUCUCAAAACCCCCAACACAACUUUCAAGACGCGCGCCUACAAUGGUACGCUCGAGCGCAUACAAAAUUUGACGGCGCAUUUCGCCAUCGACGCGACGGAUCUUGCACACAGGCGCGCUCGGCGGCCCGCGCCUCGUCCUGCAGGCGGGCGACAGAGUCGAGCUCACGCUCGUCAACAACUUGGAGGACCGCGACAACACUGGCGAGUGGAAUCAGCCGCGGAAGCCGAACACGACCAACCUGCACCUGCACGGCAUGCACGUUUCUGGUCGUCGUCGGCGCGGUCGCCGCGGCCGUCAUCGCGGUAGUCGCGCUGCUUUAGGCAUAGGUGCACACCGUAACACCACAUACAAAACCACCCUUGCAGCUCGUCCGGACCGGCCCGGACGCAUCCCGAGGUAGCAUAUUGCUUUUUGUUUUUUACGGGGGGGGCGGGGGGGGGCAACUCGCGACGCGACGUAUCAUAGAUAUGA
This is a messenger RNA of Pelagomonas calceolata, 636 nucleotides long. The record is from the annotation of a GenBank genome assembly. NCBI's taxonomy places the organism in Eukaryota, Pelagophyceae, Pelagomonadales, Pelagomonadaceae.